AUGCCGCAAACACGAAUUCGACCACAUCGUAAAGUGAGAUCUGGCUGCGUGGAAUGUAAAUCACGGAAGAUCAAGUGCGACGAAGGCCGGCCACAAUGUUCUCUGUGCAAGAGAUACUCAACAUCAUGCAUCUACCGAACCUCACGAACAAAGCCAACGACGAACUCUUUAUUGCAUACAAGAGCCAUUUGCGUGCAGCUCUCCAAGAAUAGUACGAUUGAGCCAACCGCCCGCGGCACGGACUUGCAGCUACAAGAACUAGAGCUGCUCCACCGCUGGACUACACUUGCGUGUCGGGGCUUUGGCGACAAGCCAAUCGAUAUCGAGGCAUGGCAAUUCGACAUCCCUCAAGUUGCCUGCAGACAUCCGUUCUUGAUGCAUGGGAUACUGGCCAUUUCAGCACUGCACAAGUCACGCACUGAACCGGAAGUCAGCCAGAAGUAUCUCGUCUGUGCUGUCCAUCAUCAAAACCGAGCACUCCCAUUCUACCGUAACGUCAUUGAUGACUUGAAGGAGAAGAUGACGGAGGAGAACUGUCACGCAGUCAUGGCUUUUGCGAGUCUUACCAUUGCAUUUGCCUUUGCUGACCUCGACGCUGUCAUGGGCUGUGGGUUCAGCGGGCCACCACGAUCCGCUGUCCCGGAAUGGAUUCAUCUUCUCCGGGGUGGUCGUAAGCUUCUUCAAGUUGUGAAGGCCUGGAUUAUCAAGGGACCUAUGGCUUUUCACCUACGUCAGCCCGAAGGCAAUAUCAAUCUUUCUCAAAGCCCCGAUGAUGCGAGGCUGGCUGUCCUCGAGGCUCUUUUCGACGAGCAUAAUUCACCACAUUCCUUAUCAAACGGUGAAAGGCAAAUCUAUUGCACGACAUUGAGAUUUCUUCGUGAGAGUUUCGCAAUUUCAUUGUUACCGGACCCACCUCUGGGUAUCAAGUUUUGCAUGUUCUUGUGGAUGGAACGCCUUCCUCAGGAAUACCUCGAACUUCUGGAUCGGCGCAAACCCCAGGCAGCUAUCCUGCUUGCCCAUUUUUGUAUCCUCAUGGAGAGGGGUGCGGCAUCUUGCUGGUACAUGGUAGGCGCCGCCGAAAAGCUCGUGACCACCCUGUAUCAUACUAUGGACGAGGAGUGGAGGGCGUGGAUGGCCUGGCCUCUUGAGCAGAUCAACCACGCUGAUCUCACCUAUAGUUGA
Fonsecaea erecta is the source of this 1182-nucleotide messenger RNA. RefSeq lists its product as hypothetical. The record is from RefSeq and is a predicted model, not a curated record. Gene Ontology annotation, molecular function: zinc ion binding; DNA-binding transcription activator activity, RNA polymerase II-specific. Bases 1 to 1182 code for a protein of 393 amino acids. Lineage: Eukaryota; Fungi; Ascomycota; Eurotiomycetes; Chaetothyriales; Herpotrichiellaceae. Gene Ontology annotation, biological process: regulation of transcription by RNA polymerase II. The transcript has 2 exons.